Messenger RNA from Chilo suppressalis (striped riceborer), 3470 nucleotides. Lineage: Eukaryota; Metazoa; Arthropoda; Insecta; Lepidoptera; Crambidae. The record is from the annotation of a GenBank genome assembly.
GAGAAUACCUUAGUAUUGAAUCUCAAUAAAACAAUUUUUCAAUGUCUGCUAUUUUAAAUCAACUAAAGAAUAUCAAGGCUGUUUUACAUAAUCUAAUAGCCCUUCUUUGUGAAUUCCCACUUCCUAAGCGAAGUCAUUAAUUUCAUUUACGCUUCACCCAACAUCGUAGGUACGUAACGGAAAAGAAACAAAAGAUAUAUUAAAAGUACCAGUGUAAUAAUUAAAGCAUCAGGUUUUAUCAUACCGCUAGAACGAUCUCUGAGAAUCCAGUCGUGGUAAGCUGACACUCUCGUGUACAGAGUAGUUUUGUCGUAGUUCUUCCCGCUCACAACUCCGACCAACACUUCCUUCCGUUCUUGUCUCGUGUUCGUUAUCCCGUGACACGCCAAAGGCCCACCAGAAUCACCAAUAGCUACGUCUCCAAACGUGCUAUCCGUACAAAUAAAGUUGUUCAUAUCCAUUUGCCAGACAACAGAGCACUGCCACCGAGGCAAAACCCUGAUACGGGCCAAAAUAAGCUGAGGCGAAUAGCGUUCCACCAUGUUAUCAGACACCUUUCCAUAUCCAGCCGAGAAGCACGUGUUCGGAUAGUCAGCAGCCCUAGCCGCGAGAUCUAUAGAGCUUACAAACGGCGAGUAUAUCCACUUCUGAUCCACAUACACUAGAGCAAUAUCGUUGGACGGGAACAAGAAGUCCUUGUUGACCACAAUCCUUUUUAUUUUCCGCCAUUGUACUUCUUCUGUAGUCUCGGUUCUGCCGGAGUGAACUAUUUCAGUGUCCACACUACCUGCCACGACUCUCAAAUAGUCAGGGCGGUGAACGAAGAGGAAAUCGUUGGCUUCAAAACAGUGUGCAGCUGAUAACACCCUGUAGUCACCUAUAAUGCUGCCACCACACAAAUUUACCCACAACCAUUUAUCAGACUCAACUUUUCGGCUGACAACCUUAAUGGACACAAUGUACGGCACCUUGCUGUUUUCCACGGGAUCUCCACUCACAAUUGUCGGUUUCACGCGAUACUUUGAAUACUUUAGCGUGGUUAUGAUCCUUCUGUCGUCAACGCUCAUCGUAGUUGAUAUGAAAACUGUAAGCACAUGAUGAACAAUUAACAUAGCAAUGUUAACGUCCAUGGAUUGAAUUGAAAUCUACUGAUAUUUAUUUUGGAUUAUUGAACUCUAGUGCAUGUCUGAAUAAUUUUGCGCUAUUUACAUAACCGCGAAUUCUAGUUAGCUGUCAACCACAAAAGUCAAAACAGUAGUGAUUAAUUUCUGUCAGUAAAGAUGAUUAUCAUUUCUUCAGCUUCGUCGUGAUGAUCAUUUGAUGUUUUUAAAUCUAUCCAUCAAAGAGAGUACCAAUGGUACCAUGAUGGUAUCACAUGAGUGAGGAAACGUAUGAGCGUACAUCUACGUCAAUGAAUCUAGCUCACCUAGUGGUUUUGUUGUUAUGAAGGCGAUUUUUAUUUCGUUUUUCAACUAAUUUUAUUACAUAUUUCGCAAAAUAACCUAACAAUAUAUUUAGUAUUAAAUGUGUACUGAUUGUAAUUGAGUAGUUCUAUUGUUUACAACCAUCUCACUGAAAAACCGAUUCAGAUAAAAAAUAACCAUCAAAUCGAUCCACAAAUCCCGGAUAUCUGGCAACAAUAUAUAACAAAUAAGGACGUAUAUUGAUGAAUUGACAACCUUCUCCUUGUUAAAGUCGAUUAAUAAACUUAUAAACAACGUAAAAUAUAACGAGGAAAUGAUGAAACCGAUAAAAUAUGGAAAUGAUGGAAUAUGAACCGUCACCGAACUUAAAUUUCCCCUUAAAAUCAUUUAAGCCGCGUAAGUAAUGGGAAAACUCUUGACAAAUUACGCAACAGUCGACAGUCUAGUCACGGGGAUGAGCUUAGCAAACAAAUGGGGAAUCUUCAAAGAAAAUUAAGACGGACGCUAGAUAAGGAACCAUAGUAAUUACAGAGGCAAACUGCCUUUAUUACAGCGGUCACACAAUCUCUUUUUGUUUAUGUUAAUUUGGGUAGCAAGGGUUGUGAUGACGGUGGAAUAUCUGAGCUUGAAAAUCUUCCGGUUUACGUGCGUUAUAGGCCAAGAUCAGUGGGGAAUUCAAAUAUUUAAAGAAAUAGUUAUUAUUCCGAGUGUUGUUCACUUCUGAUAUCGGCACUUCACAUGAAUAUUCGUUUUUGUUAUUUGUAAACUUAACAUCAGUUUGUACUUUUCAUUCUUUUAAAGCAUGAUAAGGAUAGACUGUUGUUACAAAUAACAAAUACGAAUAGCCAAGUGAAGUGCCGACACUCGGCAUAACACGAAAAAAAAGUAUUUGCCGUUUGGUGUCAAAUGUCAACAAACUAGAUUUCGCUAGGUAAGUGCUGUUCUGUCGUGUUUUACUGAUUUUUUUCCGUUUAUUAAUAAAAUAUAAACGUGCUUCGGUUACUAGUUCAACACAACAUCAAAACCUACGUAUAUCACUGAAAAUGCGGCUAAAUAAAAUGAUCCGUACGUUGCUUCUCAUUUUGAUAUUUUCCAUUAAUCACACAGCAAAUGAACCCGACAAGCGCGUCCUUACCACACUGAAAUAUUCCAAAAAGUAUGCGCGACCUUCAGUCGUAAACGGAGUACCAGCGAAAUGGGGACAAGUGCCUUACAUCGUGUCAAUCAAAGAGCCAAUAGCUAAAGUAUCCAAACUAAAGAGUGUUUGGACAAAUAUUUGCGGCGGCAGCAUCAUUGGCCCAACGAAAGUGCUCACAGCGGCGCACUGUUUCGAAAGCCGCAACUUCUAUUACAAGAAGCACCCGCAUAAACUUCGCGUCGUCGCAGGCGAGUUUCUCACACAACUGAUCCAUACUGGUAACACUUGCACCACAGAAACGUUCCAAUGGCGUAGGAUAACGAAGGUCGCGACGCACCCAGACUUCUACUUCCCUGAUAACGAUAUUGCUGUAGCCCGUGUCAACCAACCAUGGGUUUACAAAGACAACGUAGACUUCAUUCUGCCUGCUGUUAGAGGGAACAUAGAGUAUCCGGUAGGCUGCACAGCGGCUGGGUUCGGCAGCAUAUCACAUACUAAAGGAAGGCAGACGAUCUCCCCUGUGCUUCUGGUAGGCCAAAUGUUCCUGUUGCCAAAGAAGAAUUGUUCCUGGAUCUGGGAAAUGGACAUGGACAACUUUAUCUGCACUUAUUCUUACAUGAGCGACGUGAGUCACGGGGACUCUGGUGGGCCUUUGGUUUGUAAAGGCAGUAAGGAUCCUGCAGAGAGGAGACUGAAAAGGAAUGCGCUUUUGGUCGGCGUCGUCAGCGGCAAGAACUUCGACAAGACUUCUAUAUUCACCAGGGUGGCUGCUUACCAUGAUUGGAUCGAUAAGAACUUGGCGCAAAGGGCUCGCCUUUCUGUUAUCACUCUGACAAUAAACUAUGUUUUGUUUUCUUUUUAAGUGUUAUUUGUAAUUGUAAUCAUCAACUCGGAAAGGGGCCGAUACC